GGUGAAAUUUUAGUCGAGGAGAAAGGUGCCUUGCAGUGGGCAAACACUUGUUUUACGGCGAGGGAUAAUAGCUCCUAUAAUUCGCGCAACACCUCGUCGCAACACCGCACCGCUGAGCCCUGCACCUGCCUUUGCCUGUGCUGGCCAAAACCUACUUAUACCAUAGCAUAAAGCGCCUGAGGUACUACGAAGCACCAGCGUUCGGCAUAUAGGCGUCAGUUGCAAAUGGGCAAGGCGCAGGAAUCAAAGAACGCCGAGGACCGGGGCACCACAGAGGCGUGGAAGGAGAAGGAUCAGGCCAUCACGGUCACGGAAGGCAAUGGUUUUCUCUAUAACCUGAAGCUGCGGGCCAAGGUUGACGCCACCCCAAGCGACAUCUAUGACAUCCUGACAGACCCAAACACGGUCUCCAUCUUUCGAUCAAUCAAGGAAUGCACGUACAGGAAUGAGGUGGAGAACGACGGCAAGGGGAGGCGCAAGCUAGAGAUCGGGCACCGCGCGCUGGCCCGCUUCCUCUUCAUCAACAUCACGUUUGAGACGCACUUGCACGUGUGGGAGGACGAUGUGGCCAAGACGAUCCGUUUCCAAAUGGCCAAGCCGGGCAUGAUGCAGAAGUUCGACGGCUGCUGGGAGGUCAAGCCCUUCACACAAGCCACCCUGGACGCCAUCUACCACCCAGACAAGGCCGCGGCCGCGGCCUCGCACCACCACCACCACAACCCCUUCGGGCCGCAGGGGCUGUUCGGCUUCCUGGGGCCAAAGCCGGCCGAGGCCACCGAGUCGCUGGUGACGCUGGAGCAGUCCAUCCUGCCUCGCGGCCCCACGCCGCCGGGCGUCAAGGGGCUGAUCCGCGGGUUGUGCGCGCACCAGAUCCGCUGCAUGAUGGAGGACCUGCGCAAGGAGCUGCAGCGCCGUAAGGAGGGCACCUCGUGGGUCAAGCCGGUGGUGCCCGAGGAGGCGGAGGAGGCGGCGCGGAAGGGCGGCAACGGCAAGCUGCGGCAGCAGGCGGCGCCGGCGGCGUCCUCGAGCCUGGCGGCGGCGUCUCUGUGGCGCAACGCGGCUCCCAUCAACAUUGUCGUGCAGUUGUGAGUGAGUGGCAGAGAGGCGCCGUAGUCGCUAUUGACCCGAGCAUCCUUCUUUAAGCGGACUGAGGCAGGAAUGGCGUGCUGUGGCGUGCUGUGGCAUAUUGAUGAGACCGAGUGGUUCUUGGCGAGACGAGACUGUGUGUGGUGCUCGGAACGGGCAGACAAGGGGCAGGCAUGAGAGGUGCCGUGCCGCGCGCAUGCGCGGGGGCUCAUUACGUGCGGGUGCAGCCGCGUGCGGGACAAGAGGGCAUGCUAGAUUGCUGUGCUGGUGGUGUAAGGCACCAGCUGCAUGUGUGACUGAUGGACAUGUUCAUGGCAGCAUCUCCAAGUGCUGCGGACGAGGAGGGCUGGCGGACACCGGACCGCGGUUGUUGUGCAGGCCUAAGUGGCGAUGGUGCGUGUGGGGCAUUCCGAGCAUCACGCCAUAUCGCGUUGUGUGAUGGGGACAAUAAUGAGGGCAGAUAAGUGGACGACGGCAUUUUUCCAAGGUGCACUAGGUGCGUGGCCCUAUGUGGCCCGUUUGUGCUUCAUGGGUUCAGGGAGGAUGGGCGGGAGCGGCGCCGUUGUUGUGUGAAGGGCGUGGCUGGAUUCCUAGUACAAGCAUAAGCAGAGGGUGAUGAGAAGCAAAGUCUCGAGUGUGAUGGCUGUUCUUGUGUGAAGGGCGUGCGUGCAUGCGCGGCUUGGACAGAUUUACUGAUGCGUGUGCAUGCAUUCAUGUGGAUUCUCGAACGUCAUCAUUACCUCGAGCAUUUUAGAGUUUGGCGGCUCGCGCGGAGCCGGAAGAAGGCUUGCCAGCUCCGCGCGCACUUGUGUACAUACGCCACGACGAUGGCGGCAAUGUGAUUUUGCAGAGGCCGCCCGCAGAGCUCAGUGACUCGCGGUGAUACCUGUACUUGUGUGCGCGAGCCUUUGGGUGUGCAGGACGUGGAGGGUGGCUGCGGGUGUGGAGUCUGAUGCGGACUGCGGAUGGGCUGUCCUGAGAAUCGGGACAGCGGAGAAGGACGCUGGCGAGGCGUGUGGCCCACACAUUGUAGGCAGGCGGCAGGCUGACGCACACACAAGACACGGGCCGUCACAUCACAUAAUGUAAUGGGGGUGUUGA
This is a messenger RNA of Chlamydomonas reinhardtii, 2187 nucleotides long. RefSeq lists its product as uncharacterized. Bases 226 to 1089 code for a protein of 287 amino acids. The record is from RefSeq and is a predicted model, not a curated record. NCBI's taxonomy places the organism in Eukaryota, Viridiplantae, Chlorophyta, Chlorophyceae, Chlamydomonadales, Chlamydomonadaceae. The transcript is spliced from 8 exons.